UAAUCUAAUUCAAUUCAUCGAUCGUAAAACUUAAGGAAGAAGAAACCGAGGAUUCUGUUAUGUCGGUUUCAUGUGGGGUGGGGAGCGUGGUGGUGGCGGGCUGCAUGCGGUGGGGUUGGCGGCGGUGCACUUACGUCGGCGGCGACGAUAGUGCUUCGUGGCCGGCAGCUACCGUCGAGGAAUUCUCGCCAGUUCCCCGGCUCUGCCGUACAAUUCUCGCUAACUACGAGGAUGAUCUCCGGAGUCCGAAGUUUCCGCCCGCCGGCGGCUACGGGCUAAACCCUGACUGCGUCUUCAAGCGCGUGAGCUACGAGGAAACGCGCGGCCGUGUUCCGCCGUACAUGAUAUACCUCGACCACGACCACCGUGAGAUAGUCCUGGCGAUCCGCGGCCUCCACUUGGCCAGAGAGAGCGACUACAAGGUCCUCCUCGACAACCGCCUCGGCCGGCAAAUGUUCGACGGCGGAUACGUCCACUCCGGGCUUCUAAAAUCUGCGAUUUGGGUUCUGAACAGCGAGUCCGAUACUUUAAAGCGGCUCUGGGAGGACACCGGAAGGAGCUACCGGAUGGUUUUCGCCGGGCAUUCUUUAGGCGCCGGCGUGGCAGCCCUGCUCGCGGUGAUCGUCGUUAACCAUAUGGAUAGAUUAGGCGGUAUUCCCAGGAAUCUAAUCGCGUGUUAUGCGGUGGCGCCGUCGCGGUGCAUGUCUCUCAACUUGGCUGUUAAGUACGCCGAUGUAAUACACUCGAUUGUGCUGCAGGAUGAUUUCUUGCCAAGGACACCUACCCCAUUGGAGGAUAUAUUCUCAUCCAUAUUCUGUCUUCCCUGCUUGCUAUUUCUAGUGUGCAUGAGAGAUACAUUUGUAUCUGAAACUGCAAAGCUCCAAGAUCCCAGAAGAUUAUAUGCACCUGGAAGAAUGUAUCACAUUGUGGAAAGGAAAUUCUGCAGAUGUGGGAGGUUUCCUCCAGAAGUGAGAAGUGCGAUCCCGGUUGAUGGGAGGUUCGAGCAUGUUAUCUUGUCCUGCAACGCAACCUCUGAUCACGCGAUUGUUUGGGUCGAAAGAGAGGCUGAGAAGGCGUUACAGAGACUGAAGGAGACGAGUAGAGAGGACGCCCCGAAACUGCAGAAGAUGGAAAGACAGCAGAGCUUUGAGAGGGAGCAUAAGGAUGCAAUGGAGAGAGCUGUGAGUUUGAAGAUACCUCAUGCUGUUGUGAUGGGGGAAGAGGAGGAGUGUGAAGGGUUUGUGGAGCAGACCACCAUUGCAGAGCCUUAUGUGCAGAGUGAAGAUGUGUUGGAACUUAAAGCUAAGUUCAUCCAUGGCAGAACUAACUGGCAUGAACUAGUUGAGAAGCUUUUCAAGAAAGAUGAAUCAGGGCAAUUGUUACUACAUAGGGAUCCCAAUGCUAUUCACUAAUUUCUUUGGCACCUUUUUUUGCUAGUGUUUUUGAGAUUCUUGUAUAUUGUAUUUGUAAUUAUACCAGUUUUUUCUAUAUUGUAAAUAUAUCGAGUUUCUCUAAGAUGUCGAUUUUAGCAAA
Molecule: messenger RNA, 1533 nt
Organism: Ipomoea nil (Japanese morning glory)
Lineage: Eukaryota; Viridiplantae; Streptophyta; Magnoliopsida; Solanales; Convolvulaceae
Exons: 4
Coding region: 60-1412 (450 amino acids)
Biological process (GO): lipid catabolic process
Source: RefSeq, a predicted model, not a curated record